Necator americanus (New World hookworm) is the source of this 396-nucleotide messenger RNA. RefSeq lists its product as uncharacterized. Lineage: Eukaryota; Metazoa; Nematoda; Chromadorea; Rhabditida; Ancylostomatidae. The coding region runs from base 1 to 396 and encodes 131 amino acids. The transcript has a single exon. The record is from RefSeq and is a predicted model, not a curated record.
AUGGAAUGCCGUCUCUAUUCUCAAGUGCUCAAGUUGGCGGCGAGCAGCAGAAACGACGAAAGCGUGCAACCGCGCGUUGUCGUGGAGGAGCAAGACGGCAGCACAUCUUGGUCAUUUUUUUCAGACUUUGGCAGUGAAUUGGCGGAGCUAUUACGUGUAUACUUUGACGUCGACAGUCUAGUUGUCGUGCUGCAAAUUCUGACCUGGCAUUCUUUGCGAGUUCCAGAACCAGCGGAGGUCUACCUCCUUCUGACUUUUGACUGGGGUGUGGUUUCCGCAACGGCUGAAAUUCUCGGGACGCCAGCAAACGCGCUGCCAGUCGUUAUCACAGAAGAUCUCCUCUUCCAUGACGACAUCCUGCAGAAACUCCGAAUGGCUCGGGUGGAGCAGUAUUAA